Molecule: messenger RNA, 2950 nt
Organism: Physella acuta
Lineage: Eukaryota; Metazoa; Mollusca; Gastropoda; Physidae
Biological process (GO): nucleocytoplasmic transport
Cellular component (GO): cytoplasm; nuclear pore
Molecular function (GO): GTPase activator activity; protein binding
Source: RefSeq, a predicted model, not a curated record
AAGGCUUGGCUCCGUCUACUCUCAGUGCCGUCACUGUGGCAGUCUGGAGAUUUUAUCUCAAAGAACGAUGAGAAAGCCAUCCGGUUUCUUGAUAUCACAGCCAGCCAUUUGAAUUCAGACAAUCACCAGCUGCUGACCAUCAGACUGACAAAUCUGAAAAAAGUGAAAAAAAUGAACGUCUUGAGCCUAAUUCCAGGAUUUCGAAGCGCGAUCUCUGGUUUUAGCAAGUUAUCAGACUACGGUUAUUUGGAAGAUGACUUGCUGCUCAGCAAGUUGAUUACAAUUCAAGCUGAUGAAAUACCAAAGUUACAAAGUCGAAUAACCCCUCUAGCGUGGGAGAAGCUUACAGCGGCAUGUCCUGAGCUAAUAGCUAUUUUUCACAUCAUGCACAAUUCUGAGUCGUGCUCCCAAGACGCGACAACGAUUCUAUUACCUUUUAUGCCACUCUAUCAAGUCAAGUGGAAAGCUGGUGACGCCAUCGCUAUAGAGAACUUAGAGAAGUUCUUUCAACAUGUGGCACAGAACUUUCAGAAUACCUUACACCACCUUCAUCUACAAACUUGUAUCAGUCCUGACAUGGAACACUUUGAGUAUUUUUUCAAAAGUUUGCAGGCGCGCAAAAAUCUUGACACCCUGUCCCUGUGUUUGAAAAGCUACAAGAGUGGUGACGUAGAGAUGUACUCGCAGGCAAUAAGAGAUGUCAUGACGCGAUGUCCAGUCUCAUGUGACGUCACACUGAAAGAUCAAGCUGUGAAGUUUCAGCCUGACUGGAGCCAGCUGCCGUACGACAUUUUGCUGCACGUCUUCCGUUACCUGAGCAACAGCGACAAGUUCCACGCCGCUCUCACCUGCAAGUCUUGGCUCCGUCCACUCUCAGUGCCGUCCCUGUGGCAAUCCGGAGAUUUUGUUUUUGACUCAAAAAGUGACGAGAAAGCGAUCACCUUUAUAAACAUCACAGGAAAAAGCAUACGACAUAUACACGCAGAAUGUAAAGAAGUUAAAACUGUUAAUAUGGAUCUUGAAUGCCGCCCAUCGUCUUCCGAGAAGAUGUAUCUGUUUUUAGCCACCAUUUUGAAUUCAGACAAUCACCAGCUGUUGACCUUCAGACUGAAAAAUCUGAACAAUUUAGAAGUGUAUUAUGGCGAAGAAAGGUCAAAAUCAUUGUCCGAAGUGGCUACACUCCUGACCAAAGUCUUGAAAGUCCAGCGACAGCUUCGUGUCCUGGACCUUAGCAACAGCCAAAAUUCUGUGAAGAGCUUUUUAGAUGUUUCUCUUACCGUGUAUGAAGGUAUAAAAUUACUAAGUGCUGCCGCAGAACACUGCGCCACCACCAUCCAGAAACUUGCGAUCGCCAGGUUAAUUUGUCUUAAAAACAAUAAUCGAAAUAACUUGAGCCAAAUUCCAGGAUUUCGAAGCGCGAUCUCUGGGUUUAACAAGUUGUCAGAACUGGACCUGAGUCACAGUUACAUCAACGAUGACCUGUUGCUUAGCUUAGCGCGGACGACAACCAGCCUGAAAUUGAUUACUAUUCGAGCCGACGAGCUUCGAAAUGUAGAACAUGGAACUACCGCAGCGUGGGAGCACCUUACAGCGGCAUGUCCUGAGCUAAAAGCUGUUUUUCACAUCAAGCACAAAUCUGAGUCGUACUUCCAAGACGCGACAAAGAUUCUUACACCUUCCAUACCGCUCUAUCAAGUCAAGUGGAAAGCUGGUGCCGCCAUCGCUAUAGAGAACUUACAAAAGUUCUUUCAACAUGUGGCAGACCACUUUAAGAAUACCUUACACCACCUUUAUCUACAAACGGGUGUCCGUCCUGACAUGGAACACUUUGAGCAUUUUUUCAAAAGUUUGCAGGCGUGCAAAAAUCUGGACACCUUGUCCCUGUGUUUAAAAAGCUACAAGAGUGAUGACGUAGAGAUGUACAUGCAGGCAAUAAAAGAUGUCAUGACGCGAUGUCCAGUGUCAUGUGACGUCACACUGAACGGUCAAAUUGUGAAGAUCCCAUUACAAAGAAGGAUCACAAUCAUGGCAGAUGACAAACACCACCUAGAACAUUUGCCACUACCUCCAGAAAUUUAUCUUGAACCCAUUGUCAAGUUGCCCCUCUUUGAGAUUAAGACAAUGGAAGAAGAUGAAGAAGUGUUGUUAAACUUGACAGCAAAGCUUUUCCGCUAUGCUCAUGAUGCAGAGCCUAAAGAGUGGAAAGAAAGAGGCACAGGAAAAUGCAAAAUUUUGAAACAUAAAAAAAACGGCCUGAUUAGGAUUUUAAUGAGAAGAGAAAAAACACUGAAAAUUUGUGCCAAUCACUAUAUCUAUCCAUCUAUGGAACUCAAACCCAACUGUGGCAGUGAUCGGGCAUGGGUUUGGUCCACUACAGGAGAUUUUGCAGAUGAAGAAAGCAAAGAAGAGGUGCUUGCCAUCAGAUUUGCAAAUGCAGAAAAUGCCCAGAAGUUUAAAACAGUAUUUGAUGAGUCUUCAGAGGAAAUGAAGAAAGUUUUGAACAAAAAGUCAGUUAUAGAAAAUGGAGAUACUAAUGCCGAAAUAAAAGAUGAAGAGAAGGAAAAGGUGAAUGAUGGAACCGCUGAGCUGGCUGGUCAGUUGAAAGACUUAAAUGUCAGUAAGCAUACAGAAGAGGGUAGUACUGAGUGAUAUUUAAUUAGACAGUGAAAAUCAUUUUACAUCUUGCCACAGUCUACAUGUUGUGUUUAACGUUGAUUCCAUUCAGCACUCUCCUACCUUCCUCCCAGGCAGAAUAAAGGACAGUGUUGUAUUCAUAAUGACAUUGGUUAGCGGUUUACGUAACUCUAAAAUAUCCUUAUGUCUAGAAUUAAAGUGAUGUCAGUUAACAGAGGUUUGAAACAUUUUUUGGAUAAAGUAAUGAACUUCAUGUGUAUGUUUCUUGCAAUAUUCAUAUACAUUUUUUUAUGACAAAAGCUGCUUUACUGGCUAA